GGAGCCCCAUAGGUCCAUGAAAAGCAUAGCAGGGCGUUGUGCAUGCACCGAGGUGCAUUUAGAGUCAGCAGGUAGGGACUUGAGACACCACGCGGACCUUCCAUCUUCGACGUCUCUACCAAUAUUCUGCUUCGAGAAUGCCACCAGGGUGUCGCGUUCUUCGCUGCUGCCUUUUAUCAUGCGUGACGGAUCGGAUCUGUGUAUCCCACCCAAAUGAUACAUCGGACUGGAGCCAAUCAGAACAAAAAAACGAGAAAGCCAACUGGUCUACACAAAGUUGCUACCAUGGUGUUCGAGAACGUGGUGGGACGGUGGUGUGGUAUUGCUGUAAUUGUGGAGAUGGACCGAUGGGAUCGUGGGGGUAUGUAUGUAGUUGUUGCUCUCACGAAAAAUGCGGUAAUUGUGCAGUGGAAGUAGCGAAAUAGGAGGAUGUCGAUUAUGACUUCCCUGUCGUGAAAAGAGUCUAGGUUCGCACAGAUGGCUAGCACACUCCGUACAUUUCAAAUACUUCGCAGUAAAUUCAGCU
Messenger RNA from Alternaria alternata, 526 nucleotides. RefSeq lists its product as hypothetical. The record is from RefSeq and is a predicted model, not a curated record. The transcript is spliced from 4 exons. Bases 138 to 425 code for a protein of 95 amino acids. NCBI's taxonomy places the organism in Eukaryota, Fungi, Ascomycota, Dothideomycetes, Pleosporales, Pleosporaceae.